GAGUGUUGCUCAAAUGUUGUGGCACUCAUUGCCUAUCCAUGGUCAAUGUAAUAUCAAAUCCUGAGCUUUAGGAGUUCAACUAAAGGAAAAAACAAUGGCCGUCUAUACUAGUCCCUGAUAUUAAGGGCCUUUUUUUAGAUCCAUUGGCACCAAAAUCUUCUCUCUGGACAAGUAUAUAAAUGCUUCUUUUGACUCCUCAAAGAACAAAAGAUCAUUCCCCAUUUGAGGAUUUGCACGAUGAUGCAUUCAAAUCAAAUCCUUCUCCCUUUUGCAGUCUUCAUCUUCAUCUUCAUCUUAUGCUUCUCUCCUUCCUCUGCACACAACAAGACCCACACUCCUUCAACCCCUACUCCCAAUCCCCCUCCUACUUCCAAUCCCACACCUGAUCCUUCUUCAUCUGUAAGCUACAAAGGUGCCUUCUCCAAGGUUUAUGCUUUUGGAGACUCCUACACCGACACUGGGAAUGCCCGCUUGUUGGGUGGUCUCACCUCCUUCAUUGGUGCUCUAAUGAGAAACUCCCCCUACUGCUCCUCCAGCUCCAGCAGUGGGCUCCAGAAUCGAUUAUCUGAUGGCAAGCUGGUCAUUGACUACCUCUGUGAAGCUCUAUCCCUUCCUUACUUGCCACCCUACAAAGACACUUCUUUAGACUUCUCCCAUGGUGUCAAUUUUGCAGUAGCUGGCUCUACAGCUCUUUCAACUGACUAUUAUAUAAACAACAGAGUUGGUCAGACCCUUGUUUGGAAAGACAUACCUCAGACUGUGCAGACUCAAGUAAACUGGUUUAACAAGUUUCUCCUAAAUAUAGAAUGUAAUGGAAUGAAUCACCAAGCAUGUAAGGGUCAGCUGGAGAAUUCGCUCUUCUGGGUUGGUGAGCUGGGCAUGUAUGACUAUUCUCGUACUUAUGGAUCUUCUGUUUCCAUCAAGUGGCUCAUAGAUUUAUCAGUUAGUAGUACCUGCAGGCUUGUGAAGACAUUGUUGGACAGGGGUGCAAAGUACAUUGUGGUUCAAAGCCUUCCACCGACUGGGUGCCUCCCCUUUGACAUUUCAUUAUCCCCAGUAAGUGAUCACGAUAAUCUUGGGUGUGCUGAUACUGCAAACACGGUCACACAAACCCACAAUGAACUCCUUCAGGCCAAGUUGGCAGAACAACAGAAGCAGUACCCUGACAGCAUUAUUGCAUAUGCUGAUAUUUGGAAUGCAUACUACACAGUACUGAAAAAUCCCAUUCAGUUCGGAUUUUCAGAGCCUUUCAAGGCAUGCUGUGGAUGUGGGAAAGGAGAGCUCAACUUUGACUUGCGUUCGUUGUGUGGUGCACGCAACACAAGAGUCUGCAGUGACCCCAGCAAGCACAUCACCUGGGAUGGGGUUCACCUCACAGAAGCCAUGCAUCAUGUUUUAGCUGAUCUCUUGUUAAAUAAAGGUUACUGUAAACCAUCAUUCGAUCAGCUAGUUAAGAAGAAAAGAAGUUGCACAGCUAACUAGCUUUAAGUUAGAAUUUGCCAGGCUCAUUUUAAUAGAGUGUACGCCGCAUUCAGACAGCUAACAUAUAUGUUUUGUUUCAGGA
This is a messenger RNA of Vitis riparia (riverbank grape), 1564 nucleotides long. Its product is annotated as GDSL esterase/lipase At3g48460-like. Gene Ontology annotation, molecular function: hydrolase activity, acting on ester bonds. The record is from RefSeq and is a predicted model, not a curated record. Bases 238 to 1482 code for a protein of 414 amino acids. Lineage: Eukaryota; Viridiplantae; Streptophyta; Magnoliopsida; Vitales; Vitaceae. The transcript is spliced from 2 exons.